Sciurus carolinensis (gray squirrel) is the source of this 1131-nucleotide messenger RNA. It is a transcript of the gene Rnf133, whose product is annotated as ring finger protein 133. The record is from RefSeq and is a predicted model, not a curated record. The coding region runs from base 1 to 1131 and encodes 376 amino acids. Lineage: Eukaryota; Metazoa; Chordata; Mammalia; Rodentia; Sciuridae. The transcript has a single exon.
AUGACUCUCCUCAAGACUGGCCCUUGGCAAAACAACACUGCAUCUUCCUGGCUUGUGAAAUUCAGUUUUCUUUGGCUGUGUAGUCAGAACUGCUGCGGAGCGAGUGCAGUGUGGACCGCUUACAUGAACAUAUCAUUUCACGUUGGGAAUCGCAUGUUGUCAGAGUUGGGGGAGACUGGAGUAUUUGGAAGAAGCUCCGCUUUGAAGAGAGUGACGGGAGUUAUAGUGCCACCAGAGGGAAAAACUCAAAAUGCAUGUAAUCCCAAUACCAGUUUUAGCAGAUCACAGAACUCGGAGCCGUGGCUCGCACUCAUUGAACGGGGAGGUUGUACCUUCACACAGAAAAUUAAGGUAGCAACCGACAAGGGAGCCAGUGGAGUGAUCAUCUAUAACUUUCCGGGAACUGGCAAUCAGGUUUUCCCCAUGUCUCAUCAGGCAUUUGAAGACACCAUUGUAGUGAUGAUUGGUAACUUAAAAGGCACAGAAAUUUUGCAUUUAAUUCAGAAGGGAUUUCAUGUUACAGCUAUGGUUGCAGUGGGCAGAAAACACAUCAUCUGGAUGAAUCACUACUUUGUCUCCUUUAUGAUUGUCACAACUGCUACUUUAGCGUAUUUCAUCUUUUAUCACAUUCGAAGACUUUGGGUAGCAAGGAUUCAGCACAGGAGAUGGCAGCGAUUAACAACAGACCUCAAGAAAGCUUUUGGCCAACUCCAACUUAGGGUAUUAAAAGAGGGGGAUGAGGAAUUAAAUCCAAAUGGAGAUAGCUGUGUAGUUUGUUUUGAACCUUAUAAGCCUAAUGAUACAAUUCGUAUUCUGACUUGUAAGCACUUUUUCCACAAGAAUUGCAUUGACCCCUGGAUUCUAGCCCAUGGCACAUGCCCCAUGUGCAAAUGUGACAUUCUUAAAGCUUUGGGGAUUCAUGUGGAUAUUGAAGAUGGAACAGAAUCUCUGCAAGUUCUAAUGUUAAAUGAAAUGCCGGAAACCCUAACACCUAGGGAGGAGGAGACAAAUCAUGAACCUCCCCCUGCAAUAACAUCAGAAAAAGUGACCCAUGUGGAGGAGUACCCUGCUUCUCCGAACAAUGCCAGUCAGCCUAAUUUAGUACUGGAAACUGUACAUUCCUCGCCUUGA